UGUAUCGGUUGCUCUUUAAAACCAGUAACGCCGAAUUCGUUAUCUAAGAUGGAUCGUUGGGUGGGAAAAGUCGCUGUCGUAACAGGAGCUAGUGCUGGAAUAGGGGCUGCAACAGUCGAAGCACUAGUCAAACAAGGCCUAAUUGUUGCUGGGUUCGCCAGAAGAAAAGAAAGGAUUGAAGAACUCGCGAAAAAAUUACAAGCGAGUAAUGCUAAGGGAAAACUGCAUGCGGUCAAAGUCGACAUGACAAAAGAAGACGAAAUAAUCGAUGGGUUCAAUUGGGUUAAGAAAAAUCUGGGGCCAAUACACGUCCUUGUAAAUAACGCAGGAGUUGCAAGAUUCAAUUCAUUAGUCGACGGUGAUACACAGAAGUGGAAGGAAAUAAUUGACACGAAUGUGAUAGGAUUGUGUAUAGCUACAAGAGAAGCUGUUAAAGACAUGAGGGCUAACAAUGUAAAUGGUCAUAUCAUUCAUAUUAAUAGUGUUGCUGGACAUAAAGUACCAUCUAUUCCCAAUGCCAAUAUUUAUCCUGCCAGCAAGUAUGCUGUUACAGCUCUAACUGAAACCCUAAGACAUGAAUUUAUCCAAAACAAAUUAAAAAUUAAAAUAACGAGUAUAAGCCCAGGGUAUGUAAAAACUGAAAUUUUUGAAGCAAGUGGUAUCAAAAUUGAUCCCAACAACCCGGCCUUCGGCAACAUGGAAGGUUUAGUUGGAGAAGAUAUAGCAAACAGCGUUUUAUAUGUUUUAGGUACCCCUCCUCAUGUUCAAAUCCAAGAAUUGACAAUUGCUCCAUUACACCAACCAUCAUAACGUAGACUAAGUUACUGUUAUGUACCAAUUUAUAAUGAAUUUUUAAAAUAAACGCAUUAAUUUAAACCUG
Molecule: messenger RNA, 880 nt
Organism: Agrilus planipennis (emerald ash borer)
Lineage: Eukaryota; Metazoa; Arthropoda; Insecta; Coleoptera; Buprestidae
Product: farnesol dehydrogenase
Exons: 4
Coding region: 49-810 (253 amino acids)
Molecular function (GO): oxidoreductase activity
Source: RefSeq, a predicted model, not a curated record